Molecule: messenger RNA, 698 nt
Organism: Solenopsis invicta (red fire ant)
Lineage: Eukaryota; Metazoa; Arthropoda; Insecta; Hymenoptera; Formicidae
Product: E3 ubiquitin-protein ligase RNF180
Exons: 3
Coding region: 227-556 (109 amino acids)
Biological process (GO): norepinephrine metabolic process; serotonin metabolic process; positive regulation of proteasomal ubiquitin-dependent protein catabolic process
Cellular component (GO): endoplasmic reticulum membrane
Molecular function (GO): ubiquitin protein ligase activity; ubiquitin conjugating enzyme binding
Source: RefSeq, a predicted model, not a curated record
AAUAUGUUCUGUGGUGUUGUGUGGCUAAAAUCUAAAUCGUGGGUAUGCCCAUUUUCAGGCUUCUUUUCUUUCUUUCGAUUUUCUUGUAAAAUCUAUGCUAUCCAAGUUUUUUUUGGUGUAUUUUUAUUGUAUAAAAGAAUUUUGUGAUCUGUCAAACCAAUUCGAAAAUCAAUUUAUUCUGUAAUGCGAUCGGUAUUUAGAAGGUAGUUAUCACUGUCUUUGUAUCAUGGAAGUGAGAUGCAGGCGUUGCUGCAAAUCUCUUUUCAAGGGUGACUCUGUCUUGUUUAAUGCGCAUCAUGAAGUAAAGCAGCGGGAAACAGAUGUAGGAUGCCAAGCAGAUGAGUCCGAUUGUUGUUCAUACUUGACUCCGGAGAAUGCACCAGAUUGGAUUAUGAAUGCUAUCAAUCAAGAAUCUUGGACCAAAGGAAAAUUACAUUGUCCACACUGCAACAGUCGCUUAGGAUUUUUCAACUUUGUGAAUGAGAUGAAAUGUUGCUGCGACAAAUAUGUGAGGCCUCCUAUAAGAAUAGUUAACUCUAAAAUAGAUAUUAUGUGAAAGUUAAAGACAAUAAGUAAAAACAGAACUGUGUAUACGUGUUGCCUGUGUUUUAUGUAAAUGAUCUUGUGUGAUACAUUUUUAUAGAAAUUAUAUUUCUAUUAUUAUAGAAGUAAUAAUAAAUGAUAACUAAUAAAAAUAA